Messenger RNA from Haliotis rufescens (red abalone), 2186 nucleotides. RefSeq lists its product as uncharacterized. The transcript is spliced from 7 exons. The record is from RefSeq and is a predicted model, not a curated record. NCBI's taxonomy places the organism in Eukaryota, Metazoa, Mollusca, Gastropoda, Lepetellida, Haliotidae. Bases 61 to 1230 code for a protein of 389 amino acids.
GCGGAGAAAGACAUGCUAGUGCAACUGUGUGGUUCUUGGUUCUCCACGAUCCGAUAAGAAAUGGGCACUAACAGUUUUGCCUUUUGGGCUUGUUUGCUAUUCAGCAUGCGGUGUUUGCACAUUUCCACAGCCGACACCACAAUGCCGGAAGGAGGAUCUAGCACGACGAAUCAACCUGAUACAUCCAUCUCUGGUACCACUACGUCAGGUUCGACCGACAACUCAACUUUACCAUUGACAACAACCCCCACAAGCACCAGUGUCCAGACGUCUCCAUCGUCGACACAGAGAGAGACCCCAACUGACCAAACGAUCAUGACCUCAACUACAUCAAAAGAAGAAGGCCCCUCAACUUCCCCAGGCGAUAAGACGACAGCUGCCCCACAGAUUACAACUCCAGGUGUUCCACAGUUGGUGUUCAUUGUGGCAGCCGCUUCAGCGAGUGCAGCAGCAGUCAUCGUCAGCCUUGUGCUCUUGAUCGUAUGCUGUAAAAUCACGAAACACAACAUUUCCCCUAACCACGAAAAUGCGGAUGUGAACCGUAACAAGGCCAAUAAAUCUAGAGUCAGAAAUUCUAUCAAUUCUACUAUCUAUGAAGAGUCAGAUGUGGCACGUGGACACCAGGGCACGGACAAUCGAGACAUGUCGCCAUACAACACCAACGCUCACAGCAACUACCGUGAACAUCUCCGCCAGUUGCAGAAUAGGAAAAAAGUCAGUUCUGCAAUCUAUGAAGAGUCAGAUGUUAUCCGUGGACAUCUUGGAGCGGAAAUGCGAGAAGCGACUCCAUACAAGACCGAUGCUGCCAGCAACUUACACUCGGAUCACCAGUUGCAGAGUAGGACAGCCGCCAUUUCGACAAUCUAUGAAGCGUCUGACGUGGUCCGUGGACACCUGGGAAUGGAAAUGUCAGAACUGCCUCCAUACAAACCCGAUGUUGGAAGCAACUCAUUAUUUUAUAUCAGGCACUCGGGAAAUAGAAAAGACGUAACCUCGACCAUUUAUGAAGCGCCCGAUGCAGUCCCUGGGCCAACAGGACUGGGAACGCUCCCGCCCCCUUAUGGCGAUACUGCUUUCAGCUCCUACUCUGCCCUCCGUCAGCCGGAAAACAAGGGUGCCGAGCAUGACUACUCGAAGCUACAUCUGUACGAUGCUGUGACCAAUGAGGAACGUCUUCGAGAAUCGAUGCAGCUUGGCAUGUACAGUGAUCCAAGAAACCUUAACAUAUGAAAGACCGAGGAUUCAGAGAGUUCCAGGGAACCAUAUUAUGUAAAGUAACCAAACUUAUGUGGUCAGAACGUUUUGUCAUAACAACUGGUUUUGCCAAACAUGACACUCGUCAAACAAACAUUACCCACAUAUCAAUAUACAUGUUGUUUCUUAAUUGCACAUAUUUGAUUGAGCUUUCUCCAGCACUCGUGUCCCCCUGGCAACCAUGUUGCAAGCUUUUAGAUUGUGUUUUUAUUUACAUGUAUGUCUUUUCUUAUCAGCCCAAAAUAGUAAGAAAGCAAAACUCAAUUAAGAGUUGUAUGGAUAUUUAGUAGAGAACCGUAUACAACUUGAGGUUUGUAAAAGAAGAUAAAUCUUUUCAAAUGGUCCACUCCAAUAUGUUGACACAUGCCUUUCAUGGAUCUAAUUACUUUUUAACGUAGUAGUUAAGAAGUUUUACAAGUCACACAUCGAUGCUGCGCUCACAUUACUGCUACAUGCGUAGUAAUAAGUGUCACGUGUUACAUUCAUAGUAACAGUGUACAAGGAAAACAGGAUGAAUCAUACAUGAUGUAUUAUGAUCACCAUAACAAACGUGGAGCUUAUCAACUGUAAAUGCUUUCAAAUGUAGUCGUGUUAGGUGCCCAUUGUUAAGCUUUAUAAAUAGAUGCUUGGCGAUGCUUUUCAUUGUGAUAUGAAAACAGACAACAAUGAUCGACACUUCCCCCAACUACACGUCUAUUGUGAUAAAUCAACAAUGGUAUUUGCCUCAUUAUCAUUUUCUGGGAAGACUUUAUCACAAAAUUGCAAAACAGUUUUCCUCCUGACAAGUGCACUUGCACACGUUAGAAUGUUGCCUCGAUUAGAUACUUUAUACUAUGUUAUCCGGCAAAUAUGUAGAUAAACAUGGUUUGCCGAAAGCGUUUUUUGUCAAGAGUUUUUGGUUUUUACAUCUAGAAUUUGAUUAACGCUGUCGA